Molecule: messenger RNA, 3308 nt
Organism: Botrytis cinerea B05.10
Lineage: Eukaryota; Fungi; Ascomycota; Leotiomycetes; Helotiales; Sclerotiniaceae
Exons: 4
Coding region: 458-2869 (803 amino acids)
Source: RefSeq, a predicted model, not a curated record
GACCGUCUACGAAGCAGUGUUGUAGUUGAUGAUCACGUGAUUACAUGAAUGUCUCUUGAUUUGCAUUGGGCGUCACGUCUCUCACUCAAUCCCUCCGCACUUUCUACUUAUCCAUUAAUAUACUAGGUAAUCGAUGAUCGCAAAGAUUCUGAAAGUCUGCGUGUAGCUCAGUGUACCCGUAUCGAACGCGCAGCCCAGCGUCGCAAAAUCCGUUCCAACAGCCUCUGAAUGCGAUCACAACGGCACGAAGUCUUAUUAUACGAUUAGAGCGGACUAGCGUACAAGGGAAUCAAUACAAACCUCUAAAGAUCAAUGUGGAUCGUUCAAUUAAAUCCUUACCUCAACUAAAGCAUCAUUGUUUGUGUCAAAUACUGGGGAUCCCAAGUCAUUGAUAUCGUCAGUCGAGCUUGACACCUCGUUCCCUCCUUCUCAUAAGUUUUCUACACAAGGCGCCGAUAUGCCAGCUUACCGAACAGGUGGAAGACGGCAGAAUCGCACGGGCUAUGUUGACCAUGAUAUACUCGAGGGCAUUCCAGUGAGACAAUGGCGCCGCGAAUUCGUUACAGUUGCACCUCCACCUCCGCAGGAAAGCAAUGCUUCUCAAAAUGACAUCUGGGCAAAAGAGCUGCCUUGGGGAAUGCCAAAAGACUCCCAUUUAUUACCUCAACAUAGUCAAGAUUUGUUACGCGCCGCACGAUCUGGGAAGAUAUAUAAGCGACCUACUCCUAUGGAUGAAGAAGAACAAGAUCUUGAAGCCAUUCUAGGAGAUAAGCCCGACAAGAAAGAGGAGGAGACUAGAGAUAGCGGUUUUACAGCCCGUGCCUGGAAGCAGAUUCCUGGUCACCAAAAUGCGUCGGAUAUGGACUUUCUGGCUAAAAGAAGGAAGGGAUUGGGUUCUGCAAUUCCGAAACCAGCUCCAGUUCCAACAGUUGUACAAACGACAGUUCGUAGGACAGAUGCUGCAGGCAACGAGUACCUGGAGAAAGUCAUCGUGCCCCAUGGACAAGCUGUUGUAGGGGAUGUCGUUUCUCAAACAACCAUUCCUGAUCCAAGUGCGAUCGAGGGUACGCCAUUCCGACGCAAGGGUCCAGUUGGUAAGAAAGGGAAACGGGGCCCUGGAAGGGGACGAAAGAAGAUAUUGCCUACUUCUACCCCCAACGUAACUAGCGAACCAUUGGGUCAAAAUGGCGAUGCGGCAAACUCUCACUUAGGGGCUGAUGGAAUCAAAAUCGAAGGUGAAGGCGGUGCGACUCCAGCGAAGAACCUCGAUACCGAGAUGAUAGACGACUCAAAUCCGGCUUCAGAUGACGAUGACGGAGAUGAAGGCGACCAAGGUGAUGAUGAUGAUGAUUCCGUUGAUCUUCUUAAUUCUCCAUCAAGACCACAUAGAGACUCUUCUCAAGACCUUAGCAUUUCAACUACACAAGACAUUCCAAAAUCGAGUAGCGUCGAUACCAUGAUGGGUGGCACUGAUAUUCAAGUACCUAUAAAAUCAGAACUGGAAAGAGUAAAGGAUGAAGGGAAAUUCGGUAGUCCCUUGAAGCAAAUAGCAUUAACUACAUCCACAGUCAACACUCCCACGGUGUCCCCUACGGAGACUACUGCGCGGGCGCCCAUAUCAUUUUCGACCGAGAAUACCGAUAUUCCAUCAGCUCCCAUUGAAAAAAUCAACCAGGAAAUGGUAUCGAUAGCGGAAGUCUCCGCCCCAACCGAGCUGCCCCCUGUUCCGCCUCAUCCCACUAAAGAGCAUGAGGAGGUGGCUGUAGAAGUCCGUGUUGAAGAGGAGGAGGAGGAAGAGAUGCUACUUGAUAUUCUCGAAAAUACAGGGAAUACUCAGAUCGGUGCAGCGAAACCAAUAGAGGCCGAGAUUUCAAGUUCAAAUUCCGCUGUUCAGGCUUCAAUUCAGUCUCCCAUCAAACCUUCACCUAUAGCUGAAGAGAAAACCCCUCAGAAUUUCGCAGAGCCUUCUCCAACACCUGUUGUUGAAGAGCUACCUACGAUACCUAGCCAAGCCACGGCUCCAAUCGAGGAAGCAGAGCAGCCGAUAGCAACCAUUUCAUCCACUUCCCCAGUCACAGAAAUAGAGCAGCCAGUAGCAACAACUUCCUCCGCUUCUCCAGUCAAAGAAGAGGCUCAACCAGCCGACUCAACUUCACAGCCCCUUGCAGUGCCAGAAGCUGCUGACCGCGCCGAGGUCGUCGAACCAGCCGAGGUUUCUCCGCCAACUGAGCAAACUAAACAAGCUGAACCAAUUGAGCAAAACGAGCCAGUUGAGCAAAACGAGCCAGUUGAGCAAAACGAGCCAGUUGAGCCAGUUGAGGCACUUGAGCCAAAGGACUCAUUUGAGCCAGACGUGGUACAUGAGUCGAAUGACAUAGACAUGAUCAACGAGUCAAACAAGCCGGAUGUGAUACAUGAUUCUAAUGACAUAGAAAUGUCAAAUGAGUCAAAUGAGCCAGACGUGGUACAUGAUUCAAAUGACAUAGAAAUGACAAACGAUCCAAAUGAAUCAAAUGAGCCAAAUGAGCCACACGCGGCAGAGGAGCCAAAGAUACCAGCAGAACCAGUCAAGUCCACAGGCGAAGAAGAAGAUGAGGAUGACUUCCCAGAUUUGUUAGGUGGCUUAGAAAGGAAUCUCUACGGUAGCUCGCAGCUGCCUGCUACCUCUCUAACAUCAGAGUCUAUAGAGCCCACAGAGCCCACAGAACCUAGCAAGCCUACAGAGUCUACAAAGCCCACGGAGCCCAUAGAGCCUAUAGAGGAGAAUGUCCAAUUACCCAAGAAAAUAGAGAGUGAUGUAAAAAUGGAAGAGAAGGAGGAGGAGGAGAAGAAGGAUGAAGAGGUCAAAGAAGAAAUCUCAACAUCUUGAAAAGGCCAUAUUUAUGUACACGCGUAUUAUGGAAAUGUUUAUCGUUCGCGUACUUGUUUGGCUACAACACAUCAGGAUGAUAUAACUACAUUGUGUUUUCUAGUAUCUUGGAGAGUAUACAAUGGUGUCGGAGGUGCAGGUGCUUUGUUAUUCAGGGCUUUGGCUUUGGGAAUUAAUCCGCAACAUGCUUUUGUGGGCUUGUUGGUUGUAUAUAUAGACCGGGUACAAUGUUAUCAAAAAAAAAAUAAUUUCGCGCGAAAUUGUGAGAUGUGUCGAUGUGGAUUUGUUGCUUGUCCUUUGUUGAUUGGGAUAUAAUGUCAUGUGUUGAAUUUUGGGUUUUGGAAUCUUUGUCACUGGUUAGUUUGUUCAUGCAGAUAGAUGAUAUGAGUAGUAGAAGAAGGGGGAAAGGGAGGGAAUAGAAGAAGAUGAAAAUAUAUCA